AUGGCUAAUGUUCUUCCUCUAACUUAUGAUCAAGCAUCGAGCCAUUUUCCACCAAAGACUAUAUUAUCAUUGGUAGUUGAAGAUCUAAUGGUCGAGCAGUGGAAUUUUGUACUUUCGUAUGAGUUCUAUUGGAAAGCAUGUGCACCAACCUCUUGUAGUUAUACUGUUACAGCAUAUAAAAAUAAUUUCGCUGGGAUAUUACUUAUAAUGAUAUCUAUGAUUGGUGGUCUUUCGGCUGCACUACGAAUAAUUACGCCUUUACUUAUCAACUUUUUUCAUGGUUUAUUUAUACGAAAGCCUAAAAGACAACAACAACAACAACAAGUUCGUCCGAAACUGUUCAAUCGAAUAAAAGGAGUAUUAUCAAAAAUAUGUACACUUAUUUAUACCAAAUUGGUCGAUCUGAAUAUGUUUCCUUUAUGGACUUUUGGCAGUGAUACCAAUCGAAUAACAGCAAAACGCUUUGGUCAAAUGGCAACACGUCUUUACAUUCUUCUACUCAUGAUUAGUUUUACUAUCGUUGCUUUGUAUACUAUCAUUCAACCUCAACUUAUAACGAAGACAUUUAGCAAUCCAUCCCUCAAUCUCUACAAUAAUCUUGUGCAAAAGCAUGAAACUACGCUUCAAUGUCAAUGUUCAUCAAUUUCAUCAACAUAUGAUCAUUAUGUGGAAAUUACACCCGUAUUUCAUCAAGUAAGAUAAAGAUGUUGUUUGAAAUUGUUUAAUGUAAAUGAUAAGAGUAUAUUGAUGUAAAAUGCUCUAAAAUGUACAAUUUAUUCUAUAACUUUUUAAAAGUACUUAUUUCAUGGUUAAAUCUAUAAUCAAUGUAUUAAUCUAUUUAAUUAAAAUAAC
Messenger RNA from Adineta steineri, 852 nucleotides. The record is from the annotation of a GenBank genome assembly. NCBI's taxonomy places the organism in Eukaryota, Metazoa, Rotifera, Eurotatoria, Adinetida, Adinetidae.